Aegilops tauschii subsp. strangulata is the source of this 4883-nucleotide messenger RNA. Its product is annotated as disease resistance protein Pik-2. Gene Ontology annotation, biological process: defense response to other organism. The record is from RefSeq and is a predicted model, not a curated record. NCBI's taxonomy places the organism in Eukaryota, Viridiplantae, Streptophyta, Magnoliopsida, Poales, Poaceae. Gene Ontology annotation, molecular function: ADP binding.
UGUCUUGUUCCCCUUUCGCCCGUGUUCGGCGCCAUGGAUUCGAUCUGCCGUCAGAGCCCACCGCCGCCGCUGCCUGGCCCCAGCCGCAAAGCGCGGUGCCUCUCCUCGCCGCCAGCCGCCUCUGCUUUUCACGGGCGGUGCCCCCGGAGGCCCCGCCGUAGGGCCGCAGCGCGGGCGAGGGUGGCGUUCGGCUCGAAGCAAGGAAGGGAGGAAGGGGGCGGUGGCCAUGGCUGCCCCGACCGGCAUGCUGGGGCCGCGCUUCCUCCCCGGCGGCGACGCCUAGGAUCUCCGAGGACCUCAGAGCCUGAGACCUGCAUCUCAGAUCCAUCCACGCAAACACUCACAGAAGAGGGAGAGAGAGGGAAGCUCGAUUGGUACCGAUGGAGGCGACGGCGUUGAGCAUCGGCAAGUCCGUGCUGAGCGGGGCCCUUGGCCUCGCCAAGUCCGCCGUUGUGGAGGAGGUGGCCCUGCAGCUGGGAGUACAGCGCGACAAGGCCUUCGUCACGGACGAGCUGGAGAUGAUGCAGUCUUUCUUGAUGGUGGCGCAUGAUGAGCGAGGUGAGCACAACAAGGUGGUCAGGACCUGGGUGAAGCAGGUCCGCGACGUCGCCUAUGACGUCGAGGAUUCGCUCCAGGAUUUUGUUGUUCGUGUGGACAAACAGUCUUGGUGGCGCAUUCCUCGCAUGCUUCUCGAUCGUCGCCAUGUUGCCAAGCAGAUGAAGGAGCUGAGGACCAAAGUCGAGGACGUGAGCCAAAGGAACUUGCGCUAUGGCCUCAUCAAGGGCUCUAGCUCCACUCAGCCUGCCGCUGAUGCUGCCCCUGCCGCUGAUGCUGCCAUGUUUGGUGUUGAUGAAGCAAGGCAUGCCGCGAAGAAACACCAAGCAAGAUCGGAUCUAGCCCAGCUGAUCAACAAGGAUGGUGAUGACCAUGUUGGAGUGAUCGGUGUGUGGGGAACAAGUGGCACUGUUGGGCACAGCUCCAUCAUCUGGGAGGCCUACGAGAAUCCAGACGUCAAACUGAAUUUUCCAUGCCGAGCAUGGGUCAGGGUGAUGCGUCCUUUCCAUCCAACAGAAUUUGUCCAGAGUAUGGUGAAACAGUUUCACACAGCGGUGGGGGUCGGUGUGCUGCUGGAGGGGGAAAGGAAGGAGCAAGAUUUGGCUCAGGCCUUCAAUGGAUAUGUCAAUGAGAACAGGUACCUGAUUGUGCUUACUGGCCUGUCCACAAUUGAAGAAUGGCACCAGAUCAAGACUUGUUUCCCAGAGAACAAACUGGGGAGCCGGAUCAUAGUAUCCACGGAACAUGUUGAAGUUGCAAGCCUAUGCCCGGGGCGGGAAAGUACUGUAUCAGAGCUCAAACAAUUGUCUGCUGAACAAACCAUCUAUGCUUUCUACCGGCAGAGCUCUCAUGCUGUUACAUAUCCAUCAAAGCCAACAUCUAGGUCAAAGUUAUCCAACAUCCCUGAGAAUGAGAUACAAGAAGACCAAUCCAAUGCUGAUGUUGAUGGAAAUAUGAUAGCGCAAAAGAGGUUAACACGCGCCUACACAAUGGCAGGUGUUCUUGAGGAAUUUCAGUUUAUUGGGCGAAAGCAAGAAAAAGAAGAUAUUAUUGAACUAAUUGUAAAACAAGAUAGCACUCAUCAAGUUCAGGUGAUAGUAGUAUGGGGAAUGGGUGGUCUUGGAAAAACCACUCUGAUAAAAAAUGUUUUCCAAAGCAAAGAUGUGAGUGGCCUGUUUGAAAAAAAUGCUUUCGCCACGGUCUUGCGGCCUUUCAAGCUUGAUGAGCUCCUUAGGAGCUUGGCAUUGCAACUAGAUGCAAACAAGGAAUCCAUGGACUUUACAGGUGACACCCAAAAAAGCAUUGCUUCGAUGGGAGUUGAAGAGUUGAUUAAAGUGUUGGGCAGACGUUCAGAAGGAAAGAGGUGUUUGAUUGUUCUCGAUGACCUCUUAGCUAUGGAAGAAUGGGAUAAAAUAUCGCCAAGUUUACGUGAAAUAAAAAAUCUGGUUAUUGUGAUCACCACAAGGCGAGAGGAUAUUGCUAAGCAUUGUUGCAAAAAACCGAAGUGCAUACGUUUGCUCAACGGUCUUCAAGAAAAGGAUGCAAUUACCCUGUUCACAAGAAAGGUAUUUAGGAAUAUGACUACUGAUUUGGCUGAGCAAUAUCCUGCAUUGGUCGAACCAGCAAAAAUAAUCCUGAAGAAGUGCAAUGGACUUCCCCUUGCCAUAGUCACCAUAGGUGGUUUCUUGGCUGAUCAACCAACAAAAACUGCUGCAGAGUGGAGGAAACUGAAUGAGCAUAUCAAUAUUGAGCUGGAGAUGAAUCCAAAGUUUGAAGUCAUAAAAACAGUCCUGAUGAAAAGUUAUGAUGGCCUACCCUAUUACCUCAAACCUUGUUUCCUGUACAUGUCCAUCUUUCCUGAAGACCGGAAUGUUAGUCGGAGACGUUUAACUCACCGGUGGAUCGCUGAAGGUUAUGCGCGAGACGAGGCCACAGCAGAUAGAUACUUCAUGGAACUCAGAGAGAGAAGCAUGAUAUUACCAACUCAGCAAUCAGUUUGCAGCAUACAAGGAUUCGACUCUUGCCAGCUACACGAUCUGAUUCGUGAUAUCAGCAUUGCAGAGUCUUUGGAGGAAAAUCUUGUUUUCAGGUUGGAGGAAGGCUGCAGCUUGAACACCCACGGCGCAAUGCGUCACCUUGCCAUAAGCAGCAACUGGGAGGGAGAUGAGUGUGAGUUGGAGAUCACCGUGGAGCUGUCCCGUAUACGGUCAUUAACAGUGUUUGGCAAGUGGAAGCCAUUUUACAUCUCUGAAAAGAUGAGGUUUCUCCGGGUGCUGGACCUGGAAGGAACAGAAGGGUUAAGAAAUCAUCAGCUUGAGCACAUUGGGGAGCUUCUUCAUCUGAGAUACCUCUCUCUACGAGGGUGUGAUGAAAUCUAUUAUCUCCCAGAUUCUGUGGGUAAUCUAAGACAACUUGAGACACUAGACAUCAAAGGGACGGGUAUAGCUAUGUUGCCCAGAACCACCAUCAAGCUUAGUAAGCUAUGUUAUCUGCAUGCUGGCAGCGGUUCAGGGGAUAAGGAGAAAACUUAUUUUUCAAAGUGUGAAGAAAUUUGUGAAAUGCAACGUGAUUUCUGUGUAGGAUGCUGCUCACUGGAUCUUUCAGACAUGGAUGGAUUUGGCAGGUGUGAGGCUUUCCAUCUUUUUUGCUGCUUAAUGUACCCUAAUGUCAUUAGGGGCAUAGAGGAUUCUGGUGUUAAGGUGCCAAGAGGGACCAGGAAACUGAAGGCCCUCCGUACACUACGGUAUGUUCACCUUGCAUGGGGAACUGCCGUUAUAAAAGAGAUAAAAGGCCUCACUGGUCUGCAGAAGCUAGGAGUGGUCGGCAUCAACAAGAAAAAUGGUCCAGGUUUCUGUUCGGCCAUUUCCAGUCUCAGCCAUCUUGAAUCAUUGUCAGUGCGGUCAGUUGAUGGCCUGAAUGGCUGUUUGGAUGGCAUGUCCACAGCUCCGGAAAACCUGCAGAGCCUCAAGCUAUCCGGCAGCCUAGAAAAUUUGCUGGAAUGGAUCAAGGGGCUCCAGAAUCUUGUGAAGCUCAAGUUAGAACUCAGCAAGCUAUCAGGGAACCUUGAAGCCAUGCAAGUCCUUGGGAACCUGCCAAACCUAUCCAUUCUGGGUUUGUGGGAUCGUGGGUUUAUUAUCGAUGUACUCCAGUUCCAGACUGGCCUUUUCAGAAGGCUCACGGUGCUUGAUCUUUUCUACUCAAGGAUGGAUAUUAAAUUAGUGGAGUUUGAGGAAGAAUCAAUGCCCAAUCUUGAGUUGCUGACCCUUAGCCUUGGAGAUACUAAAAUUGCCUUCUCUGGGCUAGAACUUCUCCCAAGCAUCAGGGAAGUACGGCUUAGUGUUCAUAGCUACUUGUUUGGUACACCCAAAUCAUCAAAAAAUGGGGGAAAUGAAAAAAUGGGGAAAAUAUUGUAUGAACACAUGAAAAGAGAAGAAGAGAUAAACAAACCCAUGCAAGAUAAAGUCAGGCAGGAGUUGCAGACGCAGCUUGAUAGGAAUAAGAAUCGGCCAGUCUUGAAGGUGCAAUGAGCUCAGAAACCUGGGGCUAGUUCUGAGUGGCGGCCAAGCCAUGCUAUUGGAAAAUCUAUCUUGUUUUUAUCUCUUGCAUUGAUUGUUAUAUGUUGUAAUAAUGGAUUGAAAUAUAGCUCACACGAGUCUGCUAGAGGUGGUAUUUCUUUUUCUGCUGUGGGUAUCUCAUUGAGUUUCUGAAGAAUGAAUGGCCGCUGCAAUAUAUGAUGCUCUGUAUCUGUAUGUUCUGGCGAUGUGUGCACCAUCGGUGGGCUGCUUAAUAAGGGUGUGGUGAUAUCUCCGGCAACUGUAAAAAAUUGCUCGGAUGAGAUGCAUAAAAUUCGUGAGUACUCUAUACUACUAUGUUGCAUCAUAUUCUACGCUUGUAAGAUGCUCUGUACUUGGUGAUUAUGCCAUUUCCGCUUCGGGGCUCUGCUUGGAUAUGGUGAAGAAUGUUCUGUACCUGCAUGUUCCGGCCGGCGAUGUGUAUAUGUAUCAUCGUACUCUGGUAACUGAAUGAUGUUUUGGAUUAGAUGCAGAAACCUCGUCAGUAUUUUGCAUCAUAUGUUGCAACUUGCAACCCUUUUCUUCUGCCCUUGGUGACCGUGUCAGUCGGUCUGCUCUGUCCCUUUCAUUUGUCAGCAGAAUGGAAUGAAUGAUGUAACACAUACAGUAUAAUCUACCUAGGCAUCAACAGCUUACAGAUGUCACGAAGGGUCAGCCCAUCUACGUAGUCAGGCAGCUAAAUUGUUUCACGUAGCAUGUAUACUUCUAUUUUUUUUUAGCCUGGUAAUAGUUAUUUCCUUUGUUACGUUAGUUUCA